UUAGAGCGGUGUCUGUCUCCGUUGCAUGAACACUGCCAAGCUGCUAAACGAAUUGAAUCAAGGAAGUAAUGACAGCGUUUGCACGCAAUCUUAUCUACCCGCAACUAUUUUAAUUACACUGCCAUUGAAGAUCGAAUGGCUUCAAGUUUUUGUACAUUUAAUUGUUCGCCCGUUGGUUUGGUGGUUAGUGAUUCGACUUCUGGACCUUAAGGGAUCGGGCUAGUUUCGUGUUCGAAGUCAUUCAUAUAAGUGUUAUUAAUAUGGGUUUCGGUGUAUGUACUUGUGUGUGUGUUUCUGCUACCCAUAAAUCUUAGCUUGGGGCCAUCGAAUCAAAACACUUUAAUCGUCAAAUUAAUCGUAAAUGGAAUAAAAGGCAAAAUGACCAUACGUUGGGGUAUCGUAACCGCAGGAAAAAUCAGCCAUGAUUUUGUCAACGCUUUCAACAGCUAUCCUAACAAGGGGGAUCAGGUUAUAACCGCAGUGGCCGCUCGAACGAAGUCAGAAGAAUUUGCAAAGCUACACAAUAUUCCCAUAGUAUUCGAUUCCUAUAAAGCCUUGGCUGAGAGUAAUGAGAUUGAUGUGGCUUAUAUUGGUGCGCUAAAUCCUGAUCAUUACAACAUAUCAAAACUAUUUCUCGAAAACGGCAAGCAUGUUCUUUGCGAAAAACCUUUGUGUUUGAACUACAAACAAGCCGAGAGCCUAAUCAGGUUUGCGAAGAGUAAGAAACUAUUCCUAAUGGAAGCUGUUUGGUCGAGAUUUUCUCCAACCUACAUUGCCCUUGAAAAAGAAAUCAAUUCCGGGAAAUUGGGAGACGUUAUGUUCGUCGAAGUCAAUUUUGGUGUACCUAUUGUUACAGUCGAUAGACUGAGGAAAAAGGAACUAGGCGGAAGUUCUGUUAUGGACAUUGGAAUUUACACACUGCAAUUUGCUCAAUACAUAUUUAAGGAGGAACCCAAAAAAGUAACAACUGUAGGGGGUUUGAACGAAGACGGAGUGGACAUUUACGAAACGAUAAUUUUAGAGUAUGAUGGUGACAGACGCGCAGUCCUCAACGUUGAUAGUAGGUUCAAAAUGUGGAACAAAGCCACUGUGGUUGGCACCAACGGUCAUAUUACAAUAGAGGAUCCGUUCCAUUUUCCGGAAAUUUUCAUUAAUACAGAUGGAACAGUAGAAAAGUUUCCGCUUCAUAAAUCUUCAUUACCCUACAACUUCAGAAACAGCGCCGGUUUAGUUUACCAAGCGCUUGAAGUAGAAAAGUGUCUUAAAGAAGGGCUAAUUGAAUCACCUCGUAUGUCACAUAAGGAAAGCUUAGUCUUGGCAAAAUUGGAGCAAACGGUCCGCAAACAACUUGGAGUUUACUAUGAUGUUGAUGACCAAGAAUUUCCUUGAGCGCUUUAGAAUUGAAAUACAGAAUAAAUAUUGUGUUAAAAAAAUAUUAUUUGUCACCACAGAUUUUAUAUUCAUACAAAAUUUAUUUCAGUAUCACAAUAAUGUUCUUACAAAAUCAUACAUUAUAGU
Molecule: messenger RNA, 1518 nt
Organism: Bombyx mandarina (wild silkworm)
Lineage: Eukaryota; Metazoa; Arthropoda; Insecta; Lepidoptera; Bombycidae
Product: trans-1,2-dihydrobenzene-1,2-diol dehydrogenase
Molecular function (GO): nucleotide binding
Source: RefSeq, a predicted model, not a curated record